Molecule: messenger RNA, 264 nt
Organism: Suillus fuscotomentosus
Lineage: Eukaryota; Fungi; Basidiomycota; Agaricomycetes; Boletales; Suillaceae
Exons: 1
Source: RefSeq, a predicted model, not a curated record
AUUUCCUUCUCAUCAAACCCAACGACACAUGCACUGCGCGACACUGCUGAGCUACUUGCGGGCACCUCCUAUGACAACCACACAUUUGUGUUUGUGCUAGGUGAAGAUGGAUGGGCAAUGGGACCGAAUCGUCGUCUCUUGUUCUGGGUACCACCCGCUUCCCGAAAACUAUUCUAUAAUCCUUGGACUGUAUUAGUGAUACCCAGAGGCGGUGUUGAGCUUGACUUAAGUUGCAUGGCACAUGGGACACGCUGGCAGCACUGC